This is a messenger RNA of Microplitis mediator, 854 nucleotides long. It is a transcript of the gene TfIIFbeta, whose product is annotated as general transcription factor IIF subunit 2. NCBI's taxonomy places the organism in Eukaryota, Metazoa, Arthropoda, Insecta, Hymenoptera, Braconidae. The transcript is spliced from 5 exons. The record is from RefSeq and is a predicted model, not a curated record. Gene Ontology annotation, biological process: transcription by RNA polymerase II; transcription initiation at RNA polymerase II promoter. Gene Ontology annotation, cellular component: transcription factor TFIIF complex. Bases 1 to 828 code for a protein of 275 amino acids.
AUGUCUGGAACAAAUAGUUCAUUAACUCACAUGGAGAAAGAUUUAGAUCUAAGUAAUGUUGGAAGAGGAGUCUGGUUGGUCAAGGUGCCUAAAUAUAUUGCUAAUAAAUGGGAAAAAGCACCGGGGAAUAUUGAAGUUGGUAAACUAAAAAUAUCCAAAGUGCCUGGAGAAAAAGCUGAAGUAACACUCGGACUAUCAGAAGCUGUCUUAGCCUUGAAGGAUCCUGGUGAAGAAGACAUUCCAAAGCAGCACAAGCUAGAUGUUAGUCAAGUAAAACAUCAGAUGCUUGGGGUUUUCUCUCACAUAUCACCCUGCAAUAAUUCAGAUGCGGUUGUACCUGAGGGAGAUAAAUUGUGUAUGGAGGGUAAAAUUGUACAGAAAUUAGAAUGUCGUCCUUAUGCAGACAACUGUUACAUGAAAUUAAAAUUAUCGAGUAUUAAGAAAGCUGCUGUUCCCGUCAGAGCUAUUCAGCAGUUAUCUAAAGUUGUACAUAAUUUCAAACCAGUAUCUGAUCACAAACACAAUAUUGAAUAUGCAGAAAAGAAAAAGGCUGAAGGUAAAAAGAUGCGUGAUGACAAAGAUGCUGUGCUGGAUAUGUUAUUUGCAGCCUUUGAAAAACAUCAGUAUUAUAAUAUCAAAGAUUUAGUCAAAAUUACUCGUCAACCAGUCGUGUACUUAAAAGAAAUUUUAAGUGAAGUUUGUAGUUACAAUAUUAAAAAUCCACAUCGCAAUAUGUGGGAAUUGAAACCAGAGUAUCGUCAUUACAAAGCCGAAGAGAAACCCGCAGCUGAUGCUGCUGUUAAAGAUGAGUCUGAAGAUUCGAGUUAAAGUUAAAUAAAUAAUUAAAUAAAUAA